Messenger RNA from Clupea harengus (Atlantic herring), 3627 nucleotides. RefSeq names its product high affinity choline transporter 1-like. Lineage: Eukaryota; Metazoa; Chordata; Actinopteri; Clupeiformes; Clupeidae. Gene Ontology annotation, biological process: acetylcholine biosynthetic process; transmembrane transport; choline transport. Gene Ontology annotation, molecular function: choline:sodium symporter activity. The record is from RefSeq and is a predicted model, not a curated record. Gene Ontology annotation, cellular component: plasma membrane.
AACAGUGAGCAUAAAGCUAAAUAAAAGAAAGUAAAAAGAGAGAAAACAAGCUCUCUUUAAUGAGAAGUAAUAGAUAAGAGCCAACCAAGUGGAAAGCAUGACUGAUGGAUAUCACAGGUCUUUUUGGAGCUUUUUCAGUCUGGUUGAAGUAUGUGUGUGGCUUAGACGGACUGAGGAUUACUUUUUUGAAGAUCUAGAUUGUGCAUCAAGAGCAAACAUCCCCUCUGUAUGGCUGUCAGAGCUGUGGGAGUAAGUCCCACACUUAAUUGGUGAAAACAAACAAGGAAAUUGACAGGAGGGCCAAUCAGAGGGGCACAGGGACUUCUGUCUUCUGCUUGAUUUAUAGUCCCGCCCACAAGCAGCAUAUAUAGUGGCAUGGCUGAAGGUCUUCCAGAGCCUUCUGUGUUGUUUCAGUGAUAGCUGAUGCUGGUCAGUGAUCUUUGGGACUUGAAGAGGAUCUGUGACUCUUGCUGUGAAUCGUUUUCUCCUGUGUGCCACCUGUGACUGACAGGUCCUCCCGUGGACUGAGCCUCGUUCCCUUCUCUGACUUUGACUGCUCUCUUACCACUGAGUACAAGUAGGACACUGUCUCUUUAACUCCUAGGAAAGGUUACUCAACCAAAGCAGAGACAAUGACGUUAAACAUUCCCGGUCUAGCUGUCAUGGCCGUGUUUUACCUGAUCAUUUUGGGCACGGGUAUCUGGGCUACCAUGCGGUCCAAAAAAGAGGAGCGUAAGUGCUCAGGAGAUGGUAUGGAGAUCACGCUACUAGCUGGACGAAACAUCAACUUCCUGGUGGGAGUUUUCACACUGACAGCUACAUGGGUUGGUGGUGGUUUCAUCCUGGGCAUUGCGGAGGCUGUGUACAACCCCACACUCGGUCUGGUUUGGGCACUGAUGCCCGUGCCCUAUGUACUGACCUUCUUCUUGGGUGGCUUUUUCUUUGCCAAGCCGAUGAGGGCAAAUAAGUACUUGACAAUGAUGGACCCUUUCCAACUGAAGUAUGGAAACGUUCUCAGCAGCCUGCUUCUUUUCCCUGCUCUUGUCGGUGAUGUGCUGUGGGUUGCACGCACGCUGGUCAGCCUAGGUGGGACAAUGAGUGUGAUUCUGGACCUUCCCUACAUCUACUCCAUUCUGAUCUCAUCUGUGGUGGCCAUUCUCUACACACUGCUCGGAGGCUUGUACUCUGUGGCCUACACCGAUGUCAUCCAGCUCAUUCUCAUCUUUAUGAGCCUGUACAUCUGUGUGCCCUUUAUGCUGACAAACCCUAGUUCAGUAGACAUCUCCGUCACGGCCUACAAUGCCACCUUCCAGCCACCCUGGAUAGGGAAGGUGGAACCAGCUGAUGCUGGAAAAUGGAUCGAUGACUUCCUGGUGCUGGCUUUGGGUGGUCUGGCCUACCAGGCCUUCUACCAGAGAAUCCUGUCGGCCUCAUCCUACAGACAGGCCCAGAUCACCUGCUUCACUUCCGCUUUCUUCUGCCUCAUUCUCGGAAUCCCCUCUGUGAUUGUUGGUGCAGUGGCUGCUUCAACAGACUGGAACAUGACCAGCUAUGGCCUCCCCACUCCUUAUGAGCGAGGAGAGGCCGGGGCCAUCCUGCCCAUUGCCCUGCAGUACCUCACCCCCACCUACAUUUCCAUCAUCGGGAUUGGAGCUGUGGCCGCAGCCGUCAUGUCCUCCAUGGACUCAGCUCUCCUCUCCUCUGCCUCGCUCUUCUCCUCCAACAUCUACAAGAACAUCAUCCGAAAGCAGGCGUCUGACAGAGAGAUGCAGUGGGUGAUCAAGAUCAGUGUGAUUGUGGUGGGCCUAGCCGGCACUGGUUUGACGUUCCUGGACAACAGUGUUCUGGUCUUUUGGAUGGUGGGAGUGGACAUGUCCUACACGAUCAUGUUCCCCCAGCUUGUGUGUGUCCUCUUCUUCGAUCUCUCCAACAGCUACGGAGCCAUGUCUGGCUUCAUUCUGGGGAUUGUGCUGCGCUUCAUGAGUGGAGAACCGCUGGUCAGCCUAGAGGCUGUCAUUAAGUUCCCUGGUGGCCGCAUAGACGACGCAGGCAACUUUGUCCAGUACUUCCCCUACCGUACCUUCAUCAUGGUGUUGUCUGUAUUGACUAUCUUGGGAGUGUCCUACUUCACCUCACUCCUGUUCAGCAAAGGUGUGGUCCCCUUACGUUUCGACCUCUUCAAGAUCAAGGAGCAUGAAAAGGCCUUACAGAGGCCACAAGAGAAGUGUUACAAAGAAGGACAAAAAGUGCCCAGUGUGUCUAAGCAGCUGCUGGAGACCACCAGCUGUUAGAGCGGGUGUCCAAAUCUGGUGAUGAAAGAAGAAGACCCCAGUCCAUCUCUGGUGUUGGACCACUCAACCCACUCACAAUCAAACACAACAAAAAACAAAGCACACCAAAAAUGUCAUAAAAAUAAGAUCAAUAGUCACUGUCCUCUCUUUGAGAUGUACAAACUGAGACUUCUGUUCUCUCCAACUCUUUUCAGAAUACAGACUUUUUUUUAAAGCAAGGUUUACUGAAGAAAGUGGGAACGUGACUACCGAACCUUACUGUACCUCUCGGCCGUGCUGGGAGGAAGUCAUUUGCAGUGGCAUUACAUAUGACACUCUUACUGACAGUUUUGCCUGCACAGUACCUGAUACUUCAUGCAUGUCACUCAGUGUGAAGCCAGUGAGAUUUGAGAUUGAGUCACUCUAAUAUUAACUUCAGCUUGAGCUUUAACAUGUGAGCUUCUCUCACAACUGAGCUGAUGAACAAAAUUUCUAACAUGUAUGGCACAAAAUUUCUUUUUUUGUUAUUGGGUAAUUGCUUUCUUAAUUUUUUUGUUUGUGAGGCAGAACACAGAACAGCCAAGCAAAUGAAACACCUCGAACAAACCCUCCCAGCAGCUCUCCCCAGACAAACCCUCCCAGCAGCUCUCCCCAGACAAACCCUCCACGUCCUCGUAGAGUCUCCACAUUGUUGUGGACUGUUAUUUAAGUGUGCGCUGUGGGACUCUGGCCCUGGAGUUGACAGUGGUCUAAUACAUCUCUCUAUUUACAACAAGGCCCCAGUGAUAGAGGGAGAGACAAGAGACGGUCAGAUAUCCCUACUCACCAUAUGCAGUCAAGAAAAACAUGGCUACAAUAAAGACCAUACACAGCUUCAGAGUAGAGUUUUUGUGUACAGUAUAUGUAGCGUGCCUAUGGUAAGCUGUAGUUUACAAAGGGAUCUUUGUUUCGGUCCCAUCUUUAUUUAUGUUUUUAUAUUCAGCCAAGCUGAUUGGUAGCUAGUGUGUUUAUACAACACUUCAGGCCAGUCAGAGAAGGGCUAUUGUUUAUAUUAUGAAUUGAAAAUGAUACAUUAUUUUUUGUAACUAAACUGUAUCAUGAAAUAUAAUUGUAUAUGCACAUUUAGAUAUUGUGUUGUUUAGAUGAUAAACUGUGAUGCAAUAAUCAGCCUUAGACCUCUCUUUCCACCAAAGUGCUCGACUGUACAGACCUACCGAUUGUACCUUUACUGAUUCUACCUUAAAUGUAACAUGUUAACAGCAAGUUUCUCCUUAUGACAUGUUAUUUAUGUAUCCUCAAGGUGAAAGGCUCUUCUAUUUCUGUAUUUGCUCAUUAUUAGUAAAUGUGAUUAUUUUAA